UGCCUUGGCCAAUAAUUCGAUUUUCUCACUGGCACGUAUACUUGGACAGUUGCAGUUGUCUGAUUGAGCAGCAUAGUCGAACUAUGGCUGUAAUCCGACAAAGCUGUGCAUGCAAACAUACUGAUUGUCAUUGUAUUGUUCUGUUUGAAUACAGCUCAAGAGGACAGAUUCCUAUUAUUAUGGGUCCUACCUGAGUUUUCAUAAGACUACUCCUCCUCUGAUUGGCUUGCAUUGACUCAAACUUUAUGUUUUAGUAACAAUCCGACCUCUUCACACCGACACACCAACCUGUCCAGUCUCCCUGCCGGUCUUCUGUCGUUGCCGUCGCGGUCACUCAUCCUCCAGAGCUGCUCUUCACCACAAGAGCGUCUCAUAGGUUCUUCAGGGGGAGCAAACAGGCCCCAGGGCUACCUGCUGCUGGGUUGCCGUGCCGCUGCUUCGCCACCCUGUCUAUCACUCUGCUUCACCUAAGGCUGCAGCUGCAACAGCCAGAUGUUAGCAUGUUUACCUGCGGGAAAACUAUGGUUCACAAUCUGCUGUGUCAGUUCCGCCGCUGGCUGUUUGUUUUUACAAACCAACCAAGAGAAAAAAACAUAUCGUCCCAUCAACAACAGACAACCACUGAACAUACAGUUAGGAAAUAAUAAUGUGUCAGUUGAGCUGACAGAGAUUUCUGUGGCCCUGGUACUUGAAUCAUACAUUGCAAAAAACAAUUCGUGGCUACUUUUUGCACAAGGUCAUAGUUAGCUACUUUCAUGUACCUCUUGUAAAAAAGUAAAAACAAAUUGUAUACAGAUAAUGUAUUAAUGAAGGACAUCGUUCGUGUCGUCUUUUUCUUUAUUUUUUAAAUAGAUAUUGUAUAGUGGACUAUUUAUUGUGGCAUCAUAGUACCGUGAGCCUUUAGUAUCAUUACAUCCCAAGUAUAAUCGUCUAAAACUAUCAAUUGUUGUGUGAUUGUUAGCUUACAAUGAGCCUUUUAUAUUUACAGAGGGAGUGGGUCCAUUGUGUUUACGGUCUGUAGGUUAUCCUACAUUAAGCAACAAUAUGUGACCUUUAUACCUUAAAGAAGGUCUCUAUAUAUAGGAUGAAUAAUGCCACUUAGCCACUUUUCUGCAUUAUGUAGACACAACAUAACAAAUAACAUGACCUGAUGAGUUUUGUUUGUAGUUAGUGCCUUUAUUACCUUUACAUACAUUGCUGUUUUGCUGCUGCCACACUUGUGUCCCUCUUGGAGAGCAACAUCACCCAGUGUUACCCUGACGGGAGGUGAACAUACACAGACAGAGUGUAUUAAAUCCAACCAUAGAAAAACAAUCAGAUUGGGCGUUAACAUGGUUAAUAGGUGCUAAUGUUUCCUUAUUGAUGGAUAAUCAAAGGUUCACGCCAGGUUUAACCCUCCUGAUCUGAUAGAACACAUCCUGUGUAGUCUGAAUGUGCUGCUGCUGGUGCUCUGCUAUCUAGCUGCUUUUGCUACACAGGCUAUAUAGACAUGGCAUUUGUCUGGUUUACUCAUUACUGUUAGCCACAGGGUUGUUCUGUCUCAAGUUCUUGGAGACUGCAAAGUUAGAUAUUUUCACAUCCUACCAAUUGGCGCUUUAAUUGUUGUUGUGAACAUUUUGCACCUUGCACAUUCUGAUUAAAGCCCAGUUUGCGACUUUUAUUCCCUCUAGCGGCUUCCAUACUAUAAUUGUGCUCAUUGUGUAACAUAUCAGAUAAUGUUGAGCACAAAGCAACAUCUGUUCUCACAGGAAAUGGCUGAUUUUAAGCAGACUUUUCAAAACUUCAGAACUCCUUUUCAAGAGUUUUUCAUUGUAUCUUAAGAGUUCACACAUGCAGGCACGCACACACACACACACACACCUUCUCUCUUUUAUACACAAACACACUCAUUCUGACAGUGCGUCUGUUUUCUACCCAGGCCACGUUCUCCUGUGCUGCAGAUCUGCCUGCCUGACAACUCUGAUAACACCAGGCUGCAAAACCUAGAGCCGCACAAAUCAUCUCACUACUCGUCCACACGCACGAGAUUACUCUGCGGUGCCAGCGUGCGAGCGCCUCAGUACCUCGUGCUGAUUUGGGGACUGCAGCAACGGAGACAAAAGGCGGUAGAGGGGAAUAGAGAGGACGGGAGGCAGAAAAACACAGGAAUAACCCGGCAAAAGAGCUUGGAGAAUCCGAAGAGACAGCAUGUUGAUUCAUGCUGAGUUUAAGAGACAAACCUGACUGCGGAGGACACAGAGGCAGACAGAUAGACGGAGAGAGAUAAAGAUUUUUUGCUCACGGGCUGAAAAAAAGGCUGAGACGCUCACCUGCAGCCGGGCAGGUUGGAAAAUUGGGAGACAGUCAAGAGUUCAGUUGUCUGACCAUGGCUGUGGGCCUGCUGCUGGGAGGAUAGAGUUCAGUGCACUGAAACUUCUUAAGCCUUGAUGCAUCCUCUUCUAACCUGAGCACCAUCCCAACUCUCAACAUAAAAAAAAGAUUCCAUCUCAUUUUUAUGUGCUCCUCCCCCUCUUAUCCACCACUAUCACUCCACAAGUCCUGUGCACUGAGCAGUAGCAAGCCUUUCAAAAGACCGUACAGACUGGUAAACUGGUCAGCAGUGUUCUUAGAGAACUGAAGGUGACUGUGCGACAGUCGUAUGACAGACAGUUAACUUUUAUUCCCGCACAUGGACUGUUGAUGAAGAAUGAUGGCAAUGAGAUUGGCAGGCACUGCCCCUUCCUCUUGGCCACCCUCCCUCCCCCCAGCAGCCUCGGCUCGGACCGGUUAAGGUUUGUCCAUUGGCAUCCAUCGUAGCAUCGGCAGCAGCUGGCAGAGCGCGGGAAGGAGCAGUAUGCAGGAAACUGACUUACCAGCCACAAAUGCCUUUAAAGAGUGCAAGUUCCACUGCACCAAUGGGAAUUGUUUGCGUCUGGGCUCGCUGAUCUGCAACCAGCUGAAUAACUGUGGGGACAACAGCGAUGAGGAAAACUGCCCUGUGGUCACCCAGCACCCUCCGCCGGGCAUCUUCAACUCUGAACUGGAGUUUGUUCAGAUUGUCAUCAUCAUUGUGGUGAUGACAGUGAUGGUGGUGGUGAUCAUCUGCCUGCUCAACCACUACAAACUCUCCACUUGGUCCUUCAUAACAAGGCAAAGCCAGGCCCGUGGACAUGACCAUGCCCUGCAGCAGGAUGGGUGCCUGUGGCCUUCAGACAGCGGCUCUCGACAAGGUGCCUCGGAGGUAUUAUAUGCUCCCCAGGCCAGGGAUCGCUUCACCGCUCCCUCCUUCAUGCAGCGUGACCGCUUCAGCCGCUUCCAGCCCACCUACCCCUACCUGCAGCAUCAGAUCGACCUGCCACCCACCAUCUCGCUGUCGGACGGUGAGGAGCCCCCGCCAUACCAGGGACCCUGCACCCUGCAGCUCCGCGACCCCGAACAGCAGAUGGAGCUCAACCGCGAGUCGGUGAGGGCGCCGCCCAACCGGACCAUCUACGACAGUGACUUGAUUGACAUGGGAGGAGGUGGGAGCCUGGGAGGGGUGGGGGUGGGAGGGGGUGGAAUCGGAGGAGGCGGCCCGAAGCCGCCGAGCAGUAACUCGGGCAUCAGUGCAGCCAACUCCAGCAGCCACGGGCGCAUGGAGGGCCCCCCGCCAGCGUACAGCGAGGUGAUGGGUCACUACCCUGGCUCAGCAUUCUUUCUACACCAGCACAGCAAUAACCAGAGGGUGGGGGGGCCGGGGAGCAGGACGAUCCAGCAGCAGAGCCAAUCAGAAAGCACAAUAGUACCUGCCAAGGCCAAGGACGGCCAGCCAGAGGACCUGGUGUGAAGAAAAGAUUAGGGGGGCAGGUGGGGCCACCCACCCCAGACUUCAAACUGUCUCUCCUCUUCAACCCCAAUCACCUGUAAGCAGUGGAUUCUAUCGCUCUCUGUCUCUCUGUCUCUCAUGUCCUCUCUCCACACUCCCAUGCACAAAUAAAUAUCAACCUUAGCUACAACAAAACAAGGAAAGAGAGGAAGCAAGAGUUGAUUUAAUUUCAGUUUCUUUGCGAUGUUAGAAUUUUUAAACCGCUAGCACUGCUGGCAGGAUGUAUGCACUGCGUGGAGAGUUUUUAUUUCCUCUUCAUGAGGAAGAAACACACAGAUUGAAACAAUUUGCUUUUUUUCUCCCCUCGGGUGACGGUUCUGUCCCCUGGGAACUGAGGACAGUGUUUUUCUUCUUCUUUUUUUUUUCCGGACCAGGAUCUGUGCACAAAGAGAGACCUGAGAAUCAAGGACUUACAGAGAACACAACAAAACAAGAUACUCACAAACCCAAAUCUUAGUGCCAAGGUUCACGAGGAAGCAAAGCAAAGGGGGGGAAUGACUUGUACUAACAUUUACACAAAACAAACACAAAAAAGAAAAGUUAUCUAAAAGUUGCACUAUCUUUUUGUUGUAAAAGAAAAGAGGGAUUAUGCUAUGUGAUGAUAAUAAUUAUGAUGUGUUUGUUUUUCUUUCUUUUUUUUUCUUCUUUUUCAUGAAUGGACUGACUGACUGAACUUUGGCUCCAAAGUUGUUAAAACAGUUGGGAGCAAAAAAAAACAAAAACAAACAAGUAUUAUAAGCUUAUAUCCCUCCUUUUUUUGAGAACCACAAGAAAUACUCGUACCCAGCCUACAACUUCUGUCUGCUUACACCACAGGCACAGUGAGACUUAGUGAGAGAGGAACCUUGCCUACAUUUGUGUACACUUCAGUGGGGAAGAUAUCAGCCUCAUGACCGGCCGCUGGGUGGACGAAACAUGUCUUACUUCCUCUGGUUUGUUUGUUUGUUACAAGAUUUGAAGAUGGCUUUCCCAAACCAGAGCUGUUCCUAAACUCGUAGAAAGACGAGAGCUGCUCGGCAAGAUCCGACAUGCUCCAUUCAGACAUUUCUAGGAAAUCUGGCCCGCUGGUUGAUAUCAAGUUAACCAAGAAUAACACGGCUCCAUUUAAAAAAAACAAAAACAAAAUAACAUAUCGAACAGUCCAUCCAUCAGCCUGGUCACAGCAGAUUCUUCACUUUCACCUCUGUCCUGACCUCUGAGUAACUGACACUUCCUCUUUCCUGUUUCCUGCGUGCCCCCCACCCCCAUCCUCUUACCGCUCAUCUCGACAUGCACAGUGCAUUCUGCCAACAGCCACACUGAACACGAACCCCUGCCACCAUGACAAUGAAAACACAACACAAAAAAAAGAGGCUUGGCUCUACAUCUUCAUGUCUCUAAAGCCACACACACAAAAAAAAAAAACAAGACAACACAAAGUGAAGAUUCCUGUCUGUAUCCGCCAGCACAGCGAUCAGGUUUUAAAUGAGAACUGUCUGUGGUUGAAGUCAAAGGGCUAUGGGAGGGUCCUUUUUGUAAAAGAAAACCUUUUUGAAAAAUCAAGCCUUUUUCUCUGCUCAUCGUUGCCUUCUCCUCUGCUCUUGCGCUUUCUCUGUCUCUCUAUCUUGUUUGCGUUCAACACCAGUGCCCCCCCCCCACCUUUACCCUAACCCAGCUUUUUAACAAUGUUUCUCGUAAACACUGUACAUCAUCCCUCCUUCCAUCUGCGUGCAGAAAAAGUGUGUUCAAAUGAUGCAGAGUCCGCCAAGCCCUUUAAAGUGGAGACUGGAGUGGAGCCCUUGUUUGGCAGUGUGCUAGUGCAGUCCUGUCCCCCGUGUGUGUGCGUGUGUGUGUGUGUGUUGGUUCGACCUUUUAACAAUCUGAAAGUACUUAAUGCUCCAUUGUGUGUUUGUCUGCAUGUCUGUGUUUAUCUGAAUGAUUUAUUAACCGACUGCUUUGUCUAAACUUAGAGAUUCAAGGACAUAUUAUUUGACACUGUCUAUAAUAGCACAUGAUCGAUGAAGCUUUCAUUAAAGCGAGAUGCUUAUUAUCUUGGUGAAGAGUCUUGAGAAAAGUGCGUGCAACAGUCCUGCCCCACCGGUUCCAUUAAAGUCGCACAAGGAGAACUCUGCCUUUCUUGACCAUAGUGAAACAGCAGAUUCACACACCAUGGCCCAGUUUUAGAAAGCAUACUGAUUCUCAGCAGGUUUUGCGUGUAGUGUAAAAUGGCAUAUUCUCAAAAAAGUCAGUAUGCUGUGAGAGAAGCGAAGUCCCUCCCCUUCUGGUCGACCACCAUGGGACUGUAUUUCAGAAAAAAAUUGGUAUGGUAGCGAAUGACGAGAGACGCAUACAUAUAUGAAAUACAUUUUUGAUCCCAUUUGGAUUGUGAAUUACACACGUGAUGUUUGUUCAUUUCAGAGAUGAGACACAGAAAGAUGCAGUUCUGCUUAAAAAGUAUAAGACUGAAAAUACAUAAUUAGAAAGACUAUACACCCAACAGUCACUCACAAAAACCCAUGACUGAAAGUCUGUAGAGCUGGUCCCGUAUACACGGCAGCUCACAGAACUGACUAACUCCCCUUUUACGUGUCCAAUAUGACCAGAUUUAUGGUCAUUUUCAACUUUUUAAAUACUUUCUCUGUGGCGAAGUGACAGCCAUGUUGGUUUUACAAGCAGACAGUGUAGUUCUAAAUGGUUUUUACCAUCUCUAUGGCUGUGACUUUUCUGACCUGCAGAAUGAUCUUUUAAAUUGUCCAACAACAUGUUCAUGGCACGAUGUAAUUAAGAUCACAUGUGAUUUUUGACUCUCACCUCUGACCAAUGUACAAGUCUUUUUUCUGAAAUAAGGUCCCAUGGGGAACAUCAAAAAGGGCGGGGCCUCUGCUCUCCAUGCCAUGCACACAGGAAAUGGAGGAGCUGCUAACAGCUGAAAAUUCAAGCCAAAUGGAUGGAUGGUAGUGAGACAGCUCAUUGUAGAUCUGAGCAAAUAGAAUAUGUGCAAAAUCUUUGGAAAACAACUCACAAAAUAGUGAGUUUUAUUUUUAAGAAACACUCAACACAUCUCCUCAAAACAGCUAUGAAAUUGAAACACGUGUACUUUUUACGCUCUAAUCCAGUGGGUUGAAUCGCUGUCCCUCACACAUAAGAACAUUUGGUUAUCUACCGAUGCUAGUUGCAGCCCGAGUGUGAAGUGAAUUUGAAGGCAUCACGUGAGACAAAUCCAGCCUCUUACUGAGCUGGAUCCCAGUUGAGACAUUAAACUUGGAGCCUGGACUUGCUCCUGUAGGUCGAAGGAGAACUUCAUUCCCCUCCUUGUGCAUGUAGAGCUCACCUUUGAUUUCACAGCGUUCAGAUGUCGCGAAGGCAGAGGUGAAGCCUCCUGCUUUCUGUUAGCAUCAGUGUGUUUGAAUGUAUGCAUGUGUCCCAGUGUGUCCAUCUGGCUCUACAGUCGUGUAUGUGUGUGUUACUACAUCGCUGCUGCUAUUGCUGUUGCUGCUGCUGCUGCUACUAUUGUUGCUACUGCUGCUUCUCAUGCCCCCCACAAAACCCGAGCCCCCACCCCCCAAACUGUCCCCUCAGCUCAUGCACAACUAGAAGGAGAGAAAUCUGACCCCCUGCAGUCAAAAACACAAGUGUUGAGACACAGCGUGGUCUUCUUUCCUGCAGGACUGCAUAUUAAGACAUUUUGUUUCACAGAAAUCUAGUGAGUCCAUUGUCCCAACACUUCUGCCUGUGACUGCACAGACCUGCUUCAGAACCCGCUUUUUUCCCCUCCUUUUCUUCCUUCUUUUUGUUUUGUUUCUUUUUUUCUUGCCUUGCUCUGUCUGCGCAGUCAUAGCUUGUAAAUUGAGGAUAUAAAGAUGAAUUUUAUGUUUUCUACAAGGAGGUUUGCAUGUUACUAUUAUGUGAGUAAAUAAGGUGCCUAAUGUUCAUGUUUGAGCAGACCACACCUCAGUCCAACUGCUGCUUGGAAUCCUUACAGGCACCUUAUCUGGGACCUGACCGCCUGUCUGGCAGAAUGGAACCCAAAUACGUGAGAAAAGGUUUGCCAAAAAAGAUCAGCUCUGUCUUUUUGUAAAGUAAAGUUCAAGACCCACUUGAAACUAUACAUUUGGUGUAGCAAAACACCUGCUGCCUCUCCAAACUGCAGCUCAACCUUGACCGUUUUUUCUCGCCCUGUGAGCUCUGGUCACGACCUGUGCACCGGCAUUGUCUGUGAGCGUUCUGGCUCCCAUUCCGCCAGACAGAAGCGAUGUCUCCCGGCCAAGCGCCUGUAGCCAUCCCAACCAGUAAUUUGACCAGCGUGUGGAGCAGACAUAGGAACCCACUUGCACUCAAAAAGCUCCCACCUUCGUUGUGCCUCACUUCCAACGGUGCUUUUUUCAGUAGUCUGUCUUUCUUUAUGUUUGUUUGUAAGGUGCUGUAUAUAACUUGAAUAUAUUAUGCACAUAUCCUACCCAAUGGGUAGAAACCACAAAAAAAUGUUGUGAAUAAUGUAAUAUAAUGUAUAGACAAUAUAAGAAUUUUAAGAAGGCAGCAUCAAAUUUGUAAAUGCCUACAGUUAAAAAUGUGCUUUGUCUUUUUUUAUGAGAAAACAUGGUUUGCAAAGUAUGCUUACAAUAUGGUUUUGCAACACAAAUACAAAUUACUACUUAUAAUAUUUUGCUAUAAAUAAUAGUUAUGAUAAGGAUGAGAUAACCUCUGGAUUAAGGAAAUUGUUGAGAAAGGAUAUUAUUCACUUGUUUAUUGGAUCAUCAUAUACCAAGCUUUCACACACUGCUUGCCAUCAUUUGGGUACCAGCUGGUGGUUUUUAUUUUCACCACAAUCAACAAGCAAAUGUAUAGUUCUAUUACACAGAUAUUUAAAGAAAACAUCUGUUUGUGUUAAUGCCACGACCUCGGCCAAGCCCCGGCUUAAAAAAAAAAAAAAAAAAAAAAACUUUGCUCUGUAAAUUGUUGGAUUAAAAAAAAGCCGAAGCUGUCCAGUUUGGGAGACCUGUACACAUGACCACUGCACACGAGAGCCCUCAGCACUUCCAAAUGAGGAACAAUACGUUUCUGUAUUCAUAGAUCUUGAUAAUAUUUUAGUUCAUUUCAGCUGUAAUUUUGUAUAUCUGCGGAAGUAUGAGUCUGUGGAGUAUGCUCAGCACUGCUGGGGCUCUGGUUAAAGCAUUUCAAGGAAAAAAAAAAAAGGAAAGCCCAUUCCCUUUUUGUUGGCCAAGAUUGGAAAGUUGCGCCAGCGUGAAACGAGUGAAAAAUGCUGUUAAAACUGUCAUUUAACGUUUCUUUCUUUUAUUAUUCCGUUUUAUUUUUUAACAUUACAGUGUAAUAUGUGGCACAGUAUAUUGCAACAAAAGUCAUGUUUAAUCUGCAGUCAUUUAUUUACAGUAUGUACUGAUUGAUAACUCGUAACACUGUACAAUAACCGCAGAGCAUGUUCAUUCUUAUCUAUAGACGAUGUACAUAGCAACACGCCAUUUUCUCUUCAAAGCACCAAAUAAGUGGCAGUUGUAUAGAUUUAAUUUUGAAAAGUCUCUAUUGUAACUUUGACUGGAGCGCCGCUUGGCUCUCCUUCUUAAUACAUCUUUUUUUUUUUCUUUUUUUUCCGUUUCCUGCACUAGCUUGAAGAACUAACUUGGGCUCAGACUGAUUUUUAUUUGAUUUCCGCCCCCUGCAGCGCGCUCCCUCUUUCCAGAAGUCUGUACUCAACUGCUGACAACAAGUAGCUGUUUUUAUCGUUCCAGAUUUUAAUAAUAAUAAUGAUGAUAAUAAUAACAAUGAUAACGUCUCAACAGUUUGGUAUUCUCUCUGUCUUGACAGUUACCAUAGGACUGCUUCCAUCAUGGGUUUUGUAACAUUGGUUUGCUUUAUUUACAAAAUGAAUCCUUCUCGUUCCCCCCUUCCCCCCUCUGUGCUCAAGUCUGGAUAUAUAUAUGACUGUAGUCAGUACAGUAUACAUAUAUCCAGACACGGAGGUAAAAUUGUUGUGUAUUUUUGCCUCUUUUUAUUUAAGCAGUUGUGAUGUAAUAGGUUUUAGGCCUAAGGUCUGUUAUUGCAAUACUUUUACAGAAAAGAAGAAAAAAAAUCAAAAAAUGUUGCUCUAAGUGCUGUUGUAGUCAAAGAUUUUAUGCUUGUACUUAUGCUGUAGUCAAACUGCAGCGUAAUGAAUAAAACUUUAAAAGUGA
This is a messenger RNA of Acanthopagrus latus (yellowfin seabream), 10008 nucleotides long. RefSeq names its product low-density lipoprotein receptor class A domain-containing protein 4-like. The transcript has 6 exons. Gene Ontology annotation, molecular function: R-SMAD binding. Gene Ontology annotation, cellular component: early endosome membrane; Golgi membrane. NCBI's taxonomy places the organism in Eukaryota, Metazoa, Chordata, Actinopteri, Spariformes, Sparidae. Gene Ontology annotation, biological process: negative regulation of transforming growth factor beta receptor signaling pathway. The record is from RefSeq and is a predicted model, not a curated record. The coding region runs from base 2834 to 3805 and encodes 323 amino acids.